Closterium sp. Yama58-4 is the source of this 7743-nucleotide messenger RNA. The record is from the annotation of a GenBank genome assembly. Lineage: Eukaryota; Viridiplantae; Streptophyta; Zygnematophyceae; Desmidiales; Closteriaceae.
AUGACCGACGACGAAGCUUCCGUUUUCGAAGCGAUCAGCAGCUUAGGUCCGUUGAGCGAGGCGGAGCUGUCAAUUUCCGUGCUCGACACCGCUGAAUCAUCGCCCGACGAGUUCAAGAUCGAAGAGAUCGACGGCUUGCCUUGGCUUCCCCCACUAGAGCCAGUGCCUGUCGCGCGUGCUUCCGAGCUUUUCCCCAGAUUUACCCGAGAAUGCGACCGGGAGUCGGUCCGAAGCCAUGACCAGGCGCACAGCCCAGAGUCUCGUUCUCAGGACCAGCGCACGGAGUCCCUUCCAGGCAUUCUGGGAGACAUCGAAUCUUCUCAGGCGAUCAGUGGGCCCCUCGCACGGUCUGCGCCGCGAGCCGUUCCAGAGCAGCUCGGCACGUCCGGAUUCCGCCGAGGCUUCCUCCUUUCAGGCUCGGAACCGAUUCUCGUAGGAUCAAUGCCUGACCAGAAAAUAGAGAGAGGUGAAGUGCAAGGGAGUGUCAGACGAGAGGGGGAGAAGGAGGAGUGGAAGGAAUGGAUUAGCUUGUCGACCGAAACAAAUCCCGAGCUGCAAUCUUCCGAAGACCAAGACUGGUACUUUGUGAAUGGGAUCCAGAAAGCUUCCAAAGUAACAGACACAAGCAGCGGAGUGACCGUCGGCACAGAUUCACAGGGCAAGGGCGACUUCAACAAGGGGCAAAGCGAGGAGGCAAAGACUGCUUGCGUACCGAUUGGAUUGGAGGGCGAAAGUAUCUGGUCAAAUCCCCUGCCCGUGGAAAGAGGUGCAUGGGAGGGUGGACUCCGUUGGGGUAAUGAGCACGCCACAGUGGGGAAUUCGCCAAGCGAACAGUGUGAUGCAGAGGAGGGUGAUACUAUCGAGGGGAAUGCAUGGACGUUUGACGAUGCUGAAGGUGUGGGGUGUGAUGACGAGGUGGUGGGGAGCUGGGUGGGUGAGAUGGACGAGGGCGAUGGAGAGGUGGAGGAGGAGAGAGGGGAGGUAUGGGAAGGAGGGAUGGGUCUGGGAUUGGGUGUGGGAGGUUCAUUGGUGGGAUCUGACAGCACAUGGUCUCGUGGUGGGUCAAAUUUCGUCCCAGGAGCUGCGUCUGUGUUUGAACCUGCUGACGCAUCGAAACCCGCUGAAUCUAUGGAUGGCGAUGCUGCUGAUGCUGUUGGCAAUGCAGCACGGCAAUCCGCAGGCAGGAACAGCACUGCAGGUGGGGCGUUCGGCAGUGCGGCGCCUGCCAGCGGUGCUGCUGCUGUGGGUGGUGCGGCGUGCUGGAGUGCGGAGGAGGUGAAGCAUCUUCUGGCGGCUCUGGAGCAGCAGAGCCAGCGGGUGCUGCUGUCGCAGCAGAGGCAGAAACGGAGCAGGGAAAGGGUCCAGUUGGGGGUGCAGCAGGGGGCUGGCGAGUAUGGAGACGAGUGUUAUGAGCAGGUGCUGCAGGGAGAUGGUGCAGGAAGGUGGAUGGAGAUGGACGACGGUGAUGAUGUGGGGGGUACGGAUGUGGUUGAUGAGCUGGCUAGGGGUCAUGCUGAGCUGGCGGGGGAGGUGGAUGAGGUGGCAGAUGCGGAUGAGCGACUGAAGGAGAUGGAGCUGGAGAGAGAGCUGGUGGCGCGAUGGGGUCGAGGCGGGGAUAGAGAGGCCAGGGAUGAGGAAUCUGAGUGGACGCAAGGGGGCAUCACGGGCGAAACGGGAGAUGGGGAGAGGAGAGGGGCAAGGGAGGAGGGAGAUAGUGCGAGGGGAGGAGGGGAGGUGGAAGGGAGGACGUUCUUUGAUGAGGUGGCGGGGCUGCAGGAGGAGCUAAAGGGGAUGGAGGGGGUGCAGGGGUUGACGGGGUUGCAGGAGCUGCAGGGAGUGGCGUUGGAGGAGGGGUUUGUGUGGAGUGCACGUGAGGGACCAGAGCAGGGCAGAGCUACCAGUGCCAUCACCCGCAGCGCUUGCAGUGGUAGUAUUGUUACCACUGGCACCAGCAUUAGUAGCAAGAGCACCCGCUGUGACUUCUCAUUCGAAGGCGCGUGCUCCUUUGCCACAGGCUCUGGCGCUCGUGAGAGGCCUCAACCCGCACGUGGGGAAGGCGCUCACACAAGGCCCCUUGCUCAUGCCCGUGACUAUGCCGAGUCACCUGCUGCACCACCUGAAGCUGCGUUUCCAGCACUGUGUGAGGCAGCACCAAGGGCAGUGCUGGGUGGUGGUAUGCAGAAGAGUGGAGGGGCGGUGGGGGCUCAGGGAGUGGAGCAGGGGAGGGUGCAACGGGGGAAGGCACAGCUGGGCCCACGUGGUGGUGCCAAGGGCAGGCUGAGAGGCGGGGGUGCUGCUGCUGGUGUGGAUGCAGCUGUUGCACCGCCCUCUCAUGCGCCACAAGCCUCACACGCCACACCUGCUGCAUCCCCCACGGACGAGGCGCAAGCAGUGUUUGCCCGUGUGCAUCCGCUCUGCAUGGCUGUGGUGGACGCGCGGGGGGAUUACCAGCAGCUGCCACGUGUCAUCAAGCGAUUGGAGGAGGCGAUUGGGAGCAAGGACGUGCCUGUGGGGGGGCUUCAAGCAUGCCUCGACAAGAACUUGGCUGUUCAAUGUUUGAAUUGGAAGGCGCUUGCUUGUAUCGCCUCCACCUGGCUGUCGGCUCCAACAGCUGAUGCUACCAACGUGCCUGCUGAUUGUGCAUGCGCAUGUCCCCUCUUCCCCCUCCCCACAUGCCCGGCCACACAGGCAGCAGAGGCGGAGGCUCGGUUGGGCACAAGGGACAGCCAGCAGGUGCGAGUGGAGGCACUGCGAGCCGUGCGCCUGCUCGUGGAUGUGGGCAUGCACAUGGUUCCUGGCUGUGCUAGCAGCUGGAUCAAUGCCACUGUCUCCAGUCACUUCCAUGUUCCUGCGCCCCUCUUCUCCCACCCUCACGCACACACACCUGACUUCUCACCCUCUCUUAUCUGCUCUUGUGUACUGCUCCCUGCCCUUUUCCGCACCCCAUUCCGUCUGAUCCUGCAUGCCCGUCAUACUCUUCAGGCGCACACACCCGACGCGCUUGCCUUUUUCCUUCCCGGGAUCCUCAGUGGGCUGUCGCGCGCCACCCUCUCCCCCUUCUCCCCGCGCUCCAAUGAGCCGCUCACACGUGGCGCCGCAGCGGACCCCUCAGCAGUGGCCGAGGCACUGCUUGGGCUGUCACAGGCGCUAGUGCUGGUCAUGGGGGAUGCUUAUAGCGCAGAUGGACAUGACGAGGAUAAAGGAGAGGAGAAUGAGGAGGGGAGUGAGAGAGGGGCGACAGAGGAGGAGAGGGCUUUGAGCAUGCUGCAGCAGAUGGUGGGUCGCAUGGAGGGGCGGAGAGGGGAGGGGAGGAAGGGAGGGGAAGGAGAGGAAGACUGGUUGGGAGAGCAGGGGGUGGGGUCAGAAGGGGCGCUGCAAGGAGAAAAGGCAAGCGGCACAGCAGGGACGAGGGAAGGCGCGGUGAUACUGAGGGAAGAGUGCCUCCUCCUCCUCGCCUCUGACGAAUGGCCCGCCGUCGCCUGCUCUGCUCGCCGCCUCCUCGCUCGUGUCGUCAUCACCCACUCCACACCAGCUCUGCCAUUCGCACGCCCAUCAUCACUACUACCAGUGGCCGCAACUGCAGCGGCUGGGGCAGGGCUUGAGCAGUGCAUGGAAGCAGGGUGCAUUGAGGUGGCUAGUGACUCGCUGGAGGAGAUGCUGGACAGGUGCGUCUGCUGCCCACCACUAGAGCGUGUUGUAUCGUCUGCAGCACAAGGAGUGUGCAAUUUGUUGUGCACUCUCUCGCAUGCACAUACAUGCGCGCGCACACGUACGCACACACCUCUCACCCUUAAGUUGGCUGAACUGAACCGCGACGUGUUCCUCCAUCCUGCCUCACCCACCUUCCCUGCACCCACACCACAACAGUUUUUGAGUCGACUCAAAAACAGGUUCCUCCAUCCUGUCUCACCCACCUUCCCUGCACAUGACGUCCCUCAACACCACAACAGGCACAUGACGUCCCUCGCAACUCCCGCCCCGCCCACCGCUCACUCCGUUCCCUCCUCCCUGCCGCUGCACUCCUCCAUUCUUCCAUCGGCCAACCUCUCCUCCUCCAUCUCCUCCCCAUCCACCGCCUCUCCUCUUCACGGCACCACGGCCUCUCUCCGCGUGCUCUCAGCAGGCGUCAUCACAGCAGGGCCUUGGUCUACUGCACACCACAUCCUCGACCCUGCCUUCUCUGCACGUCUCUCCACGGCCAUCUCUCUGCAUCUGCCCUUCGCGCCUGGCAGCCCCCACACGCUCGAGUCCUCCCCUGCUCCUGCCCUCGCCCUUCCACCACUGCUCGGCUCAGCUGUUGCAUCAGGUGAAUCCCCAGGUGUUGUGCCGCCCAGCCCAGGUGUUCCAUCAGCGCUGCGCUCUGCAGCUAUUGGAGAGGGGAGAGAGGCAGAGCAAUGGAGGCAGUGGUUCUGGAAGGUAUUGGAACAUCACGAGGGGCGGCACAACCUCAAGGGGUCGUCUGACCACAGUGGAGUGUUGGACCACUCAGUAGCGCAAGUGCUGCAAGGGGCGCUAGCUGUUGAUGCCACCGCCCCUCCACUCCUCUGGUUUUGCCGCUUCCUGCGAGUGCUCGCUCGCCUUGCUGCUGCUGCUGAUGCCCAUGAUGCAGCUCGUACUGGUGGUGUUGGUGGUGCGCUGACGGCACGGCAGCAGCCAAUGGGGGCCCUUCCCGCCCUUUUCCAGCCACUCCUGGAAGGACUACGAGAGGCUGUGGGGAGGAUCGGGGAGGAGAGGCGGAGGGAGAGGAGGGAGAGGAGGCGAGCCCGGGCGUUGAAGAAGGAAAGGGUGGAUGUGGAGGGGAUGAGGAAAGGGGUUGAGGGAGGGAAGAGGGGACAGGCCGGCAAGGGGCAAGGGAAGGAGGAGGGGGUGCGAAGGAAGUUGAAGGGGAGGAGGAAAGACGGAAAGUCGGAUGGGGAGAAGCAGGGGGCGGAAAGGAGGGAGGUAGAGGGAACGAAGGAGGGAGAGCGGGACCUUUUAGGUCAGGUUUCUGCUGCUCGGGCAGCUUCAUCGUUUCUGUUGGCUGUGAGCGAAGCCCUUGCUGGCAUCAGUGGCGGGCCGUGGCAUCCCCCUCACGGGGGCGAGGAGGUGGAGGUGGGAAGUGGAGCAGUGCCGGUGGAGGAGCGGAGGGAGGAAGAGGAGCAUAGAGAUCAGCAGCUCAUCGCACUGGCGCACAGGGAGGACAGAUGGCAUGCGGUGAUUGGUCCGGUUGUGCUGUCAGUGUUGGGGGAGUUGCUGAACGAGGACCUGUGGGAGCUGCCUGUGGAUGUCGCGCAAGGGGGAGGGAGACCGGUUCAGAGCGGUGCUGGGGGCGAGUGGAUGGGUGAGGAGGAGCGCAGGGGGAUGAUGCGCAGGCUCAAUGAGAGCGCCAACCUGCAAGCGGUGAGUGGGGAGCAGAGAUUUCGGAAAAGGAAUUGCAUGGCUCGGGCACUCCUCCUCUCCCUCGCACCAGCUCUCUCAGCUCUCGGCCAAUCACGUGCCACAGACUCCGGUGCGCUGCGCCGCGCCUUCCCUCCGCUGCUGCGCUCGCUGGCCUCUCCCCACGCCCGUGUCUCCUCCGCUGCUGCACAUGCCCUCGCCUUCAUCAGCCGUUCAUUCGGGUACCCAUCGGUGGCAGCGUUGGUAGCGGCCAACAUGGACUAUGCUAUCGCCACCGUGUGCGCUGGCCUCUCCACCCUGCACUGCCACCCCUCUGCACCCCGCCUCCUGCUCGCCCUCAUGCACCUCCUGCCCCUCGUGCCCGCCACCCCUGCCACCCCUGCCACCCCUGUGGUGCCUGUCGCCCCUGCCACCCCUGCCACCCCUGUGGUGCCUGUCGCCCCUGCCACCCCUGCCACCCCUGUGGUGCCUGCCGCCCCUGCCACCCCUGCCACCCCUGCCGCCCCUGUGGUGCCUGCCGCCCCUGCACUGCCUGUGGAGCAUGCAGCAGCAGCGUCAGCGGUGCCAGCGGUAGCGACAGCGGCGUCGGUGUUGCCAUGGGCGUUUGAGAGCAUGCUGCCUCUCAUCAUCCACCCGAUUCGCUCUGUCCUGGCCUCAUUGCAAAUCACAGCUCGUUUGCAGCACGCCCCCCACAUAGUCACACUCGUUCAGGUGCUCCGUGUGCUGAUGUCAGCAUGUGCUGUUGCCUCAUCAGCAAAGCGUGCUGACGCCGAAGCUGCAGCUUCGGCAGCAAUAGCGGUGCUCCGGAGGGAGGAACGGGCCCGACGCAAGCAGCUUCGGAAGCUGCGGCGAGCCAAGGAGGGAUGUGGUGGUGAGGCGGGGAGGGGCAGACCUCACCUUCUGAGCCCUUUUUCUGAUCAGCCCAACCCGCAGAGAAGGCGUGGCAGCCCUGAUUCUGAAGCUGCUGGCCUCGCGUCCUCUCCUGCCAGCAGUGGACCCCGGGUUGCUGCUCAAGGCACAGGCAGCAGCAGCAGCAGCUUCUGUGGUGGUGACAGCAGCAGUGGUGGCGCAGACAGUGGCAGUGCGAGGGACGCAAAGUCAUCAGCUGAUCCAGGGUCCGAUACAGGGUCCGAGGGAGAUGGCAACGAGGAGGGAAGGGAAGGGAGGAAUGCUGCUGAGGUGGGGAGCAGGAGUGAUGGCAGGGAGAAGGGGGCACAGUGGAGCGUGAGGCAUGCACUGGUUCAGCUGUCGGAUCGCACGAGGGCGGUGGCCAUGCAAGCACAGCUGGCUGCUGCCUGCCUGGAGGCCUGUGGGCCGCUCAUGGCCAGCCGGGAUGCUGAGCUGGCGCUGCUCGCUGCUGACGUGGCGCAGGCGUCGGUGGCCGCCAUGUCAGCAGCUGAUGUGGCGCAGCGUGCGAGGGCCAAUGAGCUUGAAGCAGUGCGGGAGGUGGUUCGGUUGAGAGUGAAACGAGCCAAGACGCACCUCACUGCCCUGCAGGACUCAGGCUUGAGCACAGAUCCGGCCAUAGGUUCGGGGGCAGGUUUGGGUGGAGGUCCGGGGAGCGGUUUGCUGGACUGGUUGGAGGAUGAUGUGGCAGGGCUACGUGUUGACCUGGCAUCUCUCCAGGAUGACGUGGCAGCCAUGCAUGACACGGAGGAUGCACUCAAGGUGGCGGAUGCUGCGAGGGACGAGACCAAUUGGCUGUUGCCACGUGUGCACAUGAUCUGGCCCCACGCUGUCUCUGGCCUCAAGAGAAGCCAUCCUGCUCUCAUCAUCUCGUCCGUCCACGUCAUCACAGCCCUCUCCACCACGUGUGACGAUGCCUUCAUGGCCAGAAAGAUCCGGGAAGAUUCCUGGCCUCUCAUGGCCGCCCUGCUCCUCCAGGGUCCCUCUCUUCCCUCCUCCUCCCACUCCUCUCCCUCCUCCUCUCAUUCCUCUCUCCCUUCCCCUUUCCUCUCCUCCAUUUCCUCUCGGCGCCUCACCAAUCCAAGUCCCGUGGAUCUCACCAGGCUACUUACCCUCAGGCCAGUACCAGACUCUGGUUCGGUGGCAUUGCCGAGCCUCGCUACCAAACCUGCAGCAUCAAGCGGCUCUGAAAGUGGAUUCCUACAAACGUCCACAUCAGCAGUAGGACCAGCCACGUUCGGCAACCGAACCAACUCGGACGAGCCGCCUGCGUCCCAUGUCCCGGUCGGAUCUCCUCCUUGCUCCCAAAUCCCCCACCCAACACCAACCACACACGCCAUUCCCCUCACCCUCUCUUCCACACUCGCUUUCACCCUCCUCCUCACACCCACUCUCUCACUCUCCCAUAAUGGCUGCAUCGCCAUCCCCAAGUCUUUCCCAGUCCACGUCAGCAUCCACUAG